AUGCAAUUCAAGAAUAUCGUCGCUCUACUAGCCACUACUGCCGCUGUCGCCAACGCUCAAGCCGUUGCUAACAAUGCAACCGCACCUUCUAAUGGGACAACGCCUGUGGUUACUCCAAACAAUACUAAUAACGCUUCAAACGGAACCACGUCGAGGAUAUCAACAGGUGCCGCCGCCACUAACACCAUCGGUGCUGGUAUAUUCGGUGCUGCCAUUGCUGCUGGUAUCACGUUCUUAUUCUAG
Molecule: messenger RNA, 243 nt
Organism: Naumovozyma castellii
Lineage: Eukaryota; Fungi; Ascomycota; Saccharomycetes; Saccharomycetales; Saccharomycetaceae
Exons: 1
Coding region: 1-243 (80 amino acids)
Source: RefSeq, a predicted model, not a curated record